AGUUAGCAGUGAUGUAUAGUUAAAUUUCUUUUGUUCUUCAUAGGAUGCUCUCUGCAUAUGUUUUUUGUGUCAACAGAAUUAUACUGAGUUAAAAAAAUGCUGGCUGUUGGGUUAUGGAGUGUGGUUAUGGCUUGAUUGAUAAUCCCAAAGAGAAGGGUAUUUUUUCUACCAUUAAAUUGGUCAUGUGCACUUAAGGUGACAUUCUCUGUUAGAGGGUGUUUCUGUAGUAGUGUGUUUUUUGCACCAUAUAUAAACACUAGGGCUGAUUUGCACACAUUUAAUUUCUAAGAAUUAAUUCGUCCAUGACUCUACUGAUACGAAACCAAGAAAAUAAAUAGUUAUUAAGAUAAACACUAGCAGCAAAUCAACAAAUAACUUCCUCUUCUGUAUUGAUUCAAACACAAGGUCAAGGUGUCUGGUGGGAUAUAAUCAAAAUCUCACAUAUAUUGUUAGAAUAAGAAGAGGAACAUGGGUUUAUAAACACAUGAACGGUUCUACUGAUAAGAGGGUUUUUCGGACAAUAUCGUGCUAAUAACCAUUAUUUUUUGUUUGAGAGAAUUGUUGGGACUUGGGAUACAAUUAACGUCUCCUGUGCACAACAUUGACCUUUCAAAGAAGAACAUAACCUGCAAUGCUGUCUUUUCUGUUUCUAAUCCCUAAUACUCUAUCUUUUUUCUCCCUAUUUCCUAUUUGUAUCCCAUAUUUUAUUAUCUUUUUUCUCCCUAAUUCCUAUUUAUAUCCCAUAUUUUAUUAUCUUGCCGCUUUUACAGUUGUAGCCUAAUGAACCCUACUAAUUCUCCUAAUUAUUAAAAUAAUAGUUGUUCUUGAAACGCCUCUAGCUAUAUUUACCAGUAGGGCAGCACAGCAGGACUACUUCCGGCUACCUCUUCAAAACCUUUCGAUGUGAAUGCUAGUCAUUGCUAACACAAUCAUUAAGAGAAUUGCAGAAAGUCAAAGAGACAUAUCGGAGGCAAAAGCCUUGGUGGAGGAAGCAGAAAGCUCUCUGCUGGUAAAUGUGGGAGGUCCUGAAUAUGGCGAUACAUCCAUGGGGAUGAAAAGUGUAGAAAUUGAUCGAGAUGAAGAGAGACGGGAGUCAGUAAAAGCAGCAUCAAUUUCUGCCCUUGUUGGUACCUUAACAGGGCUUCCCAUAUGCUUCACUCAGGUCACCAACACAACUCAGCUGCUUCUCCCUUUAGCGAUCAACUUUAUUUGUUGUGCAUUGUUUGGAGUGACUUUUCGAUACACUAUAAGGAGAAACUUAGAUGAUGUUCAGCUUAAGACAGGGGUAGCUGCAGCGUUUGGUGUUGUUAAAGGUCUCGCAACCCUUGGUGCUGGUCCACUUCCUGACCCGAACUUUGAAAGCUUCUUAUCACAUGCACAGGAUGGGACAAUUUAUGUGUCUGAGAAUCUUUUAAUUUUUAUAUCUGCUGCAGUUGCUCUAGAUUACUGUUUAAAGGCGAGGCUUUUGAGGCCUUUUCCAAUUGACUGAUCAUAGCUUAAAUACGAAUUAAUUUUAACAAUUAUCACAGCUUAAAUGGACAAUGAUCAAUGUGUUGCUAUUGUUUCAAUUUACCCAUAGUCCAUCAAUUAUUCAAUUCUAUCCAAAAAUUCAGUGAUAGUCUGUACUAAAAUGUCUUCCACUUAGAUGCGAAUAUUUUAUCGUUUGUGUUGUUAA
Messenger RNA from Cajanus cajan (pigeon pea), 1675 nucleotides. NCBI's taxonomy places the organism in Eukaryota, Viridiplantae, Streptophyta, Magnoliopsida, Fabales, Fabaceae. The record is from RefSeq and is a predicted model, not a curated record.